Messenger RNA from Chironomus riparius, 2742 nucleotides. Lineage: Eukaryota; Metazoa; Arthropoda; Insecta; Diptera; Chironomidae. The record is from the annotation of a GenBank genome assembly.
GAAGAUUUUUGAUGAUUUUAUAAAGCAGCAGGCAUGCUCUAAUAAUUUUUAGUUAAACUUAAACUUUCGUUUUAUCAAGAAGUGCUUAAAGAUGAUUUUAGAAUUAUUUCUAGCUGCUCUGUACAUCCUAUUCAUUUACUUUAAAGUCUUUAGAGGCAGUUACAUUUGGUUUGAUAACAAUGGUGAAGUUAAACGAAGGAAGAAGUCAAAAUUUUGGAAUAUCUUAACAACCAUGUAUGACUACUUAUUACAUACUAAACCAGAGGAUCGACUGUUAAAGUUGAGAGGAUUUCACAAAGUUUCACCAAGAUUUUUCCGUGUCAAAUUUUGGAAAAUCGAUUAUGUUGUCAUUUAUGAUCCAGAACUAUUAAAGAAAGUAUUCAAUUCACAAGUUGCAUGUCAACGUCCAUUUCGGAACUGCUUUCAACUUGAAAAGGGAUUGUUGUCAUCAGAAUAUCAUAGCUGGAAGAAGUCCAGAAAGCUCUUGAAUGGUGGAUUCAACCUGAACAUUCUAAAAGGAUUGAUUCCAAUUUUUUCUUACUAUACUGGAACUCUUAUCAAGGAAAUGGAACAACAUUUAGAUGGAAAGGAGUUUGAUCUGUUGCUUCCAUUAUCCAAACUUACAACAAAUGGAAUUUCAGGAACCAUCAUGAACGUGACCGAUGUAGAAGUCACUGAUCUAGAAAAAUUAAUAGCUGAAGUUGCAAUAUUUUUGGAUCUGACGUGCAAAAGAAUGCUGUAUCCAUUUUUGGAGAAAGAUUGGAUUUAUCGAUGGACAAAAAGCUACAAACGCGAGCAAGAAGCUCGUGAGUAUGCGAUGGCUUAUGGUGAUGAAUUGAUAGCUGCUUCAAAAAAGAGAAACAGAAAAGACAAGAGUUUAGUUGAUGAAAAUGGAAGUGUGAUUGUGAAACGAGACGAAAAAGUCGAGUUUAUUAUUGAUCAGCUGCUUAACCAUGAAGAAAAAUUCACGGACGAAGAAAUUCGCGACCAUGUUAUGACUUUGUUGGCUACGUCAUCAGAAACAACAACUCGAUUUGUGGCAACGACACUGCUGCAACUAGCCAUUAAUCAGCAAUACCAACAAAAAGUUUAUGAAGAAAUUGUUGACGUUUUUGGAGACAGUAUAGAAAAUAUUGAUUAUGACAAGCUAAAUGCCUGCAGAUACCUUGAAAUGGUUUUAAAAGAAGUUUUGCGACUCUUUACAUCGGUUCCAAUUUACCAACGUGAAACAAUUGACAAGCUUGAUAUUGGAAUCGGAAAGCCAUUAGACAAAGGGGCAAAAAUCAUAAUUUUUGCCUAUAUUUUGCAUCGUCGUAAGGACUUGUGGGGUAAAAAUUCUGGGGUCUUUGAUCCAGAGAACUUUUCUUCUGAAAGAACUGCUGAGCGAGAUCCUUAUUGUUAUCUUCCUUUUGGAGCAGGUCCCAGAAACUGCAUUGGAAACAGAUUCGCGAUGAUUGCAGCAAAAACAGAGAUCAUAAGGUUACUCCAUGCUUACAAAUUUAGCACAAAGAUUAAGGAUACUGAUAUCAAGCAAGGACUGUCACUUACUAGUAGAUUAUCUGUUGAUUAUCUUAUGUCCAUUGAGAAAAGAUGAUUUGGAUACCUUAGCUCAAUUUAAACUAGUGUCGUCCAGCUUAUACUCAACAGAUCAGGAAACCUAGAAUUGAUAAACCUACUUUUGAUCCAAAAGUCAAAAGAUUUAUGCUUUAAUGAAAUUCUAAAAAUUUAUUUCCAUCAACUUUUGUUUUAAUGACUAGCAUUAUGUAUGCAUCAAUUAAGCAAUAAUCAAUUUUCUUAUCCACAAAACAAAAUAAUCUUAUUUACUGUUUUUAACGUUUCUUAAUUAAAAAAAAAUAAAUUACGUCCAAAAAGAAGAACAGCACUUUUCUAUGAACUAUGUAUCAAAAAGCAGUAAUUUUGAGAGAGAUUCAUAAAUGCAAUAACUUUUAAUAUUCAUCACUUUCACCACGAAUAUUUUCAGCAAUUUGUUGACACCGUCCAAGGAACAGUGAGUCAUUCGGUCGUGGUAGAAUUAAUAUCUCGUUUAACUCACCUCGAGACUGUCGUUGUGAACGUGACGCUUGUUGAGGCUGUGUAUUCCUGACUUGAUAUUGUAUGGGCUGUAAAUUGUGUUGCAUUUGUGAAACAGGCCGUGACGGAAUUGGAGGUCGUAAUGAUAGGAGCUGAAUUGCUGCCCAUUCAUCACUUGAAUCGUUAUUCGAUGAUUGAGAUAAUUGCUGUUGUUGUUGUACUGUCUGUCCAACUAGACCAGCUAGUUUUGGAAUUACAUUCAUACGAUUUUUAUUUACAUUUGUUGAUGUAGGCAUUGACCUGGAAUGAAUUGAUUAAUAUCAUUAAAUUAUAUUUAUAAAGAUCCAGUGAGUCCUUACCAUCGUCUAUUAAUGUCAAAAUUGGAUUCACUGUUUUUAUUGUUUUCCAUCGCAUUUGCUUCACUCCAUCGCCGAUAAGACUGUUGUUGUAGACGAAAUCUUUGUAAUGCAGCUUGUGAAUUUUGUGGAGCACUUGCUGAGCUUUGACAAUCGACAUUACUCGCUGAUAAAGGUGAUUGUUCAUCAAUGUCAAUCAAUGAAUGUGCUAAAUGAUUCAGGAAAAAUAGAUAUUUCUCAUAAAUAUUUCCCAUCGUCAUACGAAUUGUACAUGAUUCAGGCUGUGCAAUCUCUUUAUCAAUGCAAUUUGUUAGCUGUGAUUUAAAAUCCGCUUCAAAGCGUUCAGCCAACAUAA